AUGAAAAUUAUAUUCUAAAUUAUUUAAAAUUAUAAUAUAUAAGAAAUACCUACUAUUAUAAUAUCUACUCCUUAAUAAAAGUAUUUAUUUAAUGUCCCUGAAAAAUUCUAACGUUUUCUCAAAUAAAAUAACAUAAAACUAACACAAAGAUAAAACAUAUUCCUUACUAGGUUAAAAACAUAGACAAUAUCAGGUCUUUUGGGUCUUUUAUUGACUAUUUUUGAGACCAAGUCCGCCUUUGAUUGCAAAAUAUAUGGUCCAAACAAUACAGUAAAUUUUUUCAAUAAUAUCAGAUUUUAGAUGGGAUUUAAGAUUCUUCCUUAUAGUUUUUAUGAUUUUUAAUAAAAAAGAUGCUUAUAUGGUUUUAGAAAGAAUUAGACUAUAAACGAGUUAAUAAAAAGGGAGGAUUAUAUGACUAUUUUUUAUAAAAUGAACGAGUUUAUAGAAUAAAAUUUUAAGGAAAAAAACUAGAUUGAAACUGAAAUAAAUAAUGCUUAAAAUUCGAUUAAUAAUGAAGGUUUUUUCUAAGAUGAAAAUUUAAAGAUUUUACCAGUUUUUUUAAAGGAAAAUAUAAUUUCUUAUAUAGUUAUUAGUAACAAAGUUGCCUAAAAAUUAAAUAAUGAAAAAUUAAAGGAAUUUUAAAUUAAAGGAAGCAAUGUAAAAGUACUUAUGAAUGAAGGAUUUAUUGUAAAUUAAUAGGGAAGGACUGUUUUUUUAAAUGAAGUUUAAGAAGAAUAGAUACCUUAGUAAGUUUUAUUUAUAAUAGACUGCUUAUAUGAACAAAAUAUACAAUAAAUUAUUAAUAAUGAGAUUUUUAUUUAGUUUUUUGAGAAAAAUAUUAAUAAAAAAUCAUAUAAUGUAGCCUGUAUUUUACACUUAAGUCCUUUUAAUAUUGUUUAAAAUUAAAAUUAUUAAGAUUUCUUUGCUCAAUUUGGAGAUUAGUGCUAACAUAUAUUUACUUAAGAAGAAUUCAAAGAAAAUUUAAUUAGUGAAGAUCUGGAAGCUAUUUCUAAUAAUUUUAAACAUUUUAAAUUUAUUUAAAAUCUUCAUUCUUAUUUUCCUGAGCAUUUUCCAAAUUUAAAAGAUAAAUAAAAUCCUUUUAAUGAAGUUAAAUUAUAUAUAUAUAUAUAUAUAUAUAUAUAUAUAUAUAUAUAUAUAUAUAUAUUUAAAUAUAUUAAUAUUUCAUUUAGAAUUAAAUAGAUUUAAAUAAAUAUCCAAAAUUUACAAAAAAUCGACUUUUCUAUUUAUAAUCCGGAACUAGUUUUUCUAGGCACAGGUUCUAUGGUCCCUAAUAACUAUAGAAAUGUAAGUUCUAUAUAUAUAAGGAAUCCAAAAAAUAAUACAGGGAUAAUACUAGAUUGUGGUGAGGGGACUUAUUAUUAGCUUUUGAAUUAAUACGGAAAGGAUUUUUUAUAAAAUGAAGUUUUGGGCAAUUUAAGGGUUGUUUUUAUUACUCAUAUACAUUCUGAUCAUCAUUUAGGGUUACUUAAUUUAUUAGUUUAGAGGAAAAAAUGGUCUAAAAAGGAUUUAUUUUUAAUUGUACCGUAUAAUAUGGCGGCUUGGAUACAUAAUUAUAUAUAAUAUAUAGACGAUUUAGACUGUAAAAUUAUUUUUAAUUAACAAAUUUCCGAUGAUAGUGAUUUUGAUAAAAAUAUUAAAUAAUAAAUAAAUUAAGGGACUAUGAAAAAUAUAAAAGAAUUUAAAGCGGUAAAAGUGGAUCAUUGUCCUUAAUCUUAUGGAGUAAUACUCUAACAUUAAAAUAAUGUGAAAAUCUGCUAUUCAGGUGAUUGUAGACCUUCGGAGAAAUUCAUAAAAGCAUCAAAUGAGGCAACUAUAUUUAUACAUGAAGCUACUUUUAAUGAUGAUUUACAAGAAUAGGCUAAAGCGAAAAAGCACUCGACUAUUAAAGAAGCUACUUUAAGUGCAAUUAAAAGUAAGGCCUGGAGGUUAGUCUUGACCCAUUUUUCUUAAAGAUAUUCCAAAUAGGUUGUAGGGGGUAUUGAGAAGGGGGAAAAUGAUGAUUAUUCUAUUUAUUUAUAAAAUAAUACUGUUUUCGCAUUUGAUCAUUUAUAUGGAUUAUGUAGUUAGUUUGAAAAUUUGACAUAUAAAAGUUUAAUUAGUUAAGAAUUAUUCAUGUAAAAUAAUGAGGAACAAUAAGGGUAAAAUGAAUAGUGA
Molecule: messenger RNA, 2175 nt
Organism: Ichthyophthirius multifiliis
Lineage: Eukaryota; Ciliophora; Oligohymenophorea; Hymenostomatida
Product: zinc phosphodiesterase elac, putative
Exons: 3
Biological process (GO): mitochondrial tRNA 3'-end processing
Cellular component (GO): mitochondrion
Molecular function (GO): 3'-tRNA processing endoribonuclease activity
Source: RefSeq, a predicted model, not a curated record